This is a messenger RNA of Pyricularia oryzae 70-15, 1540 nucleotides long. RefSeq names its product aldo-keto reductase. The record is from RefSeq and is a predicted model, not a curated record. NCBI's taxonomy places the organism in Eukaryota, Fungi, Ascomycota, Sordariomycetes, Magnaporthales, Pyriculariaceae. Gene Ontology annotation, molecular function: aldose reductase (NADPH) activity. The transcript has 9 exons. Bases 106 to 1110 code for a protein of 334 amino acids. Gene Ontology annotation, cellular component: cytosol.
GAUAAAUCCAAGUAUUUUACUAGUUCUAGGUCAUAGUCAAGAUCUAGAGUAUGUUCGUUACACCAACCCAGUAACACAAGCUACAAAAAAGCACCCCAAAGUAGUAUGAGUCUUCCAACGCAUUUUCCACUUAACAACGGCCAAAAGAUCCCGGCUGUUGGCUUAGGGACCUUUCAGAGCGAGCAUGACAAUUCUCGAGUGAAACAAGUCGUGAAAACUGCCCUGGAGAUGGGGUACCGGCACAUCGACGGCGCCCAUGCAUACGGCAAUGAGAAGCAGAUUGGGGAAGCCAUCAAGGAGAGCGGCAUUCCACGCGAGGAGAUUUUCGUAACGUCAAAAUUGGCACAGACGUGGCAUGAGCCCGGAGAUGUCGAGAGGGGCCUAGACUUGUCGCUUCGAAAUCUGCAACUGGACUACGUUGAUCUUUAUCUGAUGCACUUCCCCCAUGCCUACAAGGCUGGGGAGAACAACGAGACCAUUAGGCACCCAAGUGGCAAUGGCAAGCCGGUCAUAGACUAUGACUUGUCUAGACGCUAUCCAGAGACCUGGCAGGCGAUGGAACGUCUUGUGGACUCUGGCAAGGCCAAGGCGAUUGGGGUUUGCAACUUUAACGUGCUCAAAACCAAACGAAUUCUCGAAAUAGCCCGGAUAAUCCCAGCCGUAAACCAAGUCGAGCUUCACCCAUACCUCCCGCAGCACGAGCUGAUGGAAUUUUCGGCAAAGCACGGAAUCCUCCUCAUGGCACACCAACCACUCGGCGGCCGACCAGUGCCAGCUGUGAGAGGGCACCCUGACCAGAGCCCUCCGACGGAGGACCAGACGAUUGUCGACGUUGCCUCUAGCUGCGGCAUGUCACCAGCCCAGGUUUGUCUGUCGUGGCUAAUUCAGAAAGGAAUCCCCGUAAUUCCCAAGUCGAACCAGAGAGAGCACCUGAGGAGCAACAUGCAAGUGCGCAAGCUGUCCGUGGAGCUCUUCAACCUCGUGGACGGUCUAGCCGCGUUGCGUCUCGGUGGCCCGGUUCGGUUUCUGGAUCCCAGUCGUCACGUCGGCUUCGAGAUAUUUGACGAGGAAAACGACCAGCCGAUUGAGGAUGCGGCGGCUUGGGACUGAAGUAAAAUGGAGGCGGCGGUUGCUUUUGAAAUGUCACGGUAGUCCCUCUGGGAACGCAGUGACCUCUGCACGCCGGGGGUUUUUUUUUCUUGUUCGCGAUCAGUGUGUUCUGUCCCGGGUCAGCUGCUCGGGGGUCAGAGGGGACGGGGUCCUUGGUGGAGCAGGAGGGCUGCUGCCCAUCUGGCGGCCCGAGGAACUGCUGGCUGCCAUGUCUCGUGAUGGCAACAGCAGCAGCAAACACGCCCUUGUCGAUGGCAUCGAAAUUCCAGCCGUCGUCUUCAAAUGCGUUGGUACCAUGCACCAAUCGAAGGCCACUGUUUGUUAGGUACCUACCUAGAUAUUUAGCAUCAUUCAAGGACGGAAGGUACAGUGGCUACCUACCUAUGGGUACUUGCCUAUUCUAGACUGGAGCUCUCGCUUGUGCUUCGCC